This is a messenger RNA of Cyprinodon variegatus (sheepshead minnow), 1599 nucleotides long. RefSeq names its product fatty acid desaturase 2-like. NCBI's taxonomy places the organism in Eukaryota, Metazoa, Chordata, Actinopteri, Cyprinodontiformes, Cyprinodontidae. The transcript has 13 exons. The coding region runs from base 77 to 1414 and encodes 445 amino acids. Gene Ontology annotation, biological process: lipid metabolic process. Gene Ontology annotation, cellular component: membrane. The record is from RefSeq and is a predicted model, not a curated record. Gene Ontology annotation, molecular function: oxidoreductase activity, acting on paired donors, with oxidation of a pair of donors resulting in the reduction of molecular oxygen to two molecules of water.
UCUAAACUCCUCUGUCGGUAAUUGGUUAAUUAAUAUCUGAAGAUUUGGUGAAGGCAUCAUCAUCAUCAUCAGCAGGAUGGGAGGAGGAGGGCAGAAGGAGGAGGCAGGAGAGCCAGGCAGCGGGAAGGCUGCAGGUGUUUACACCUGGGAGGAGGUGCAGAAGCACCGCAGCAGGAGAGACCAGUGGCUGGUGGUUAACAGGAAGGUUUAUAACAUCAGCCAGUGGGCCAGAAGGCAUCCAGGAGGCUCUCAUGUCAUCAGUCACUAUGCAGGAGAGGAUGCUACGGAAGCUUUCACAGCUUUCCAUCCGGAUCAAACGUUUGUUCAGAAGUUUCUAAAGCCUCUGCAGAUUGGAGAGUUGGCAGAAACAGAGCCGAGCCAGGAUGGAAACAAAGAUGCCGCCAUCAUACAGGAUUUUAAAACGCUACGCAGUGAGUUGGAGAAGGAGGGUCUCUUUAGAGCAAAGCCGUUAUUCUACUGCCUCCAUCUGGGUCACAUCCUGCUGCUGGAGGCCCUGGCCUGGAUCAUGGUCUCCUACUGGGGGACGAGCUGGACUCUCACCUUACUCUGCGCCGCCAUGUUGGCAACUUCUCAAGCGCAGGCUGGAUGGCUGCAGCAUGACUUUGGGCACCUUUCUGUCUUCAACAAGUCCAAAUGGAAUCACCUGGUCCAUAAGUUUGUUAUUGGACAUUUAAAGGGAGCUGCAGCCAGCUGGUGGAAUCACCUGCAUUUUAAUCACCACGCCAAACCUAAUGUCCUGAGCAAGGAUCCUGAUGUCAACAUGUCAGGCAUCUUUGUUCUGGGAUCCGUUCAACCUGUGGAGUACGGCAUCAAGAAGAUCAAACACCUGCCCUACAAUCACCAGCACCAGUACUUCUUUCUAUUGGGGCCGCCGCUGCUCAUCCCAAUCAUCUUCAACCUGCAAGUAUUGCAUGUCAUGAUUUCUCGCCGGAACUGGGUGGAUCUGAUCUGGUAUUUGUCCUUCUACGCCCGAUUCUUCUCCUGUUACCUUCCGCUUUAUGGCUUCUUUGGCUCGGUGGCUCUCAUCAUGUUUGUUAGAUUCCUGGAGAGUCACUGGUUUGUUUGGGUGACUCAGAUGAAUCAUCUCCCCAUGAAUAUAGAUCAUGAAAAGCGGCGAGACUGGCUGACGAUGCAGUUACAGGCCACAUGUAACAUCGAUCAGUCCUUCUUCAACGACUGGUUCAGCGGACACCUCAACUUUCAAAUCGAGCACCAUCUGUUUCCCAGAAUGCCGCGCCACAACUACCAGCAGGUCGGCCCGCAGGUCCGCCAGCUGUGUGAAAAACACGGGAUUCCUUAUGAGACCAAAACCCUUUGGCAAGGCAUGGCCGAUGUGGUCAGGUCGCUGAAAACGUCAGGGGAACUAUGGCUCGAUGCUUAUCUUCAUAAAUGAUGAGCUGGAAAUGUUGCUUCUGUCAUCUAGAGUGAAAAUCUAAUUGAUGAUCCUGGAAGGAUGUUUUUCAGACUUUAUGAUCAAAUAAAACCUUAAUCUUUAGUGAGCACUGGAUCUUUGAACUCCUUUACAUCACUACCAAUGUUUUAGGUAAAACUCUGAUUUUUGACUGACUCAUUAAAGAU